AUGAAGAGCGCUCAAAUCAUUGCCGCUGCAGGUCUUCUGCUCGCCUCGACAGUUCAUGCCACUGCAAGCUCGGUUUACAGCGGAUCUGGUUUUGGAACCUACUAUUACGAUGUCGUCGAAACGGAUGAAUGCGGCGAUAACUUUGAAGUUGCAAACACCGGCCAGGUUGAGUGCAGCCUUACCCAGGUUUGGACCUUGAACGAUGUCAACUCCGACUACCUGGUCGCCAUGAACCACUCCCUACUCGUCGGAGAUAUGAGCGAGUACUGCGGCAAGAAAGUUAUUGUAUCUGUCAACGGGGUGGCAUCUGACCUCCCACUUUUCAUUGGCGAUGGCUGCGAGCGCUGCUCUGAGGGCUCUGCUACAUCCGCAACAUGGGACCCAUACGGUGCCCCGGGGCUAGAUUUUAGCUACACUGUGGCCAAUGAGUUGAACUCGCUCGCAUGUGACGACGGUCACAUUGAGAUCACUUGGGAGGUUGUUGAUGAGCUGAUCUAUCAGUUUGAUACCACUGGAUCCGGAGAGCCCCAAGGCUUCGUUAGCACUUCUUCCUCGUCUGCUGUCGCGCAGGCUACUGCUGCCCCAAAGCGCUUCCAUGCUUAA
Molecule: messenger RNA, 603 nt
Organism: Talaromyces atroroseus
Lineage: Eukaryota; Fungi; Ascomycota; Eurotiomycetes; Eurotiales; Trichocomaceae
Exons: 1
Coding region: 1-603 (200 amino acids)
Source: RefSeq, a predicted model, not a curated record